Messenger RNA from Amblyraja radiata (thorny skate), 6461 nucleotides. RefSeq names its product retinoblastoma 1 (gene rb1). NCBI's taxonomy places the organism in Eukaryota, Metazoa, Chordata, Chondrichthyes, Rajiformes, Rajidae. The record is from RefSeq and is a predicted model, not a curated record. Gene Ontology annotation, cellular component: Rb-E2F complex; chromatin; nucleus. Bases 148 to 2895 code for a protein of 915 amino acids. Gene Ontology annotation, molecular function: RNA polymerase II transcription regulatory region sequence-specific DNA binding. The transcript has 27 exons. Gene Ontology annotation, biological process: cell differentiation; regulation of transcription by RNA polymerase II; negative regulation of G1/S transition of mitotic cell cycle.
GCAACCAGAGACGGCAGUGCACGAGCCGGAAGCGGCGAGCGUUUGGCGCGGUUUGGAAGCUCAGUCGGUUUGGGAGAGCGGUGGUGACUUUCAAACGUUUGAAGUACCGGUCUCGAGCCUGCGGUCGCUGGCCAUUGAGCUCGCGCUAUGCAUCCCAAGCACUCGAAGAAAGUCGCCGUGUCUGACUCUGAAGAAAGCAGCUCUCCUACCAGACACAAAAAUGCAGAGUUUAUCUUAUUAUGUCAAAGCCUUAAGGUUGAAGAAAAUGUGAACGAGAGAGCUUGGAAGAUAUGGGAGUCGAUGCCAACACUUUUGGUUAAUGGUAUUGCAGUAGAAAAUAGGAAGUAUUGGGGGAUUUGCAUUUUUAUCGCAGCAGUAGAUUUGAAUGCUGUUUCCUUCACUCUGACGGAAUUGCAGAAAACCUUGGAUCUGAACGUAACAGAGUUUUUGCAGCUACUGAAAAAAAUGGACGUGAACUUGGACACUGUUAGCACUGAAGUAAAUUUAUUGGUGCUGAGACUGGUAAAGAAGCUCCAUGUCUUCACUGCUCUCUUUGAAAAAUUUAAGAGGAUAUGUGAAAAGAUAUUUGAAGAGACACCAUGUAACCAGGCACCAUCGGAUGCUAAUAAACCAGUGGUGAAAGUCUGUUGGAUCACAUUUCUUCUAGCAACAGGAAAGCUACUACAGAUGGAAGAUGACCUUGUGCUCUCUUUCCAAUUGUUGCUUUGUGUCCUGGAGUACUUUAUUAAGAUCUUGCCUGCUGAAUUGAUUAAGGAACCUUACAGAGCUGCUGCGAAUAGUAUAAUUUCCAGUGGUUUAUCAAGAGCUUCUAGACGGAGUCACAACAGAACAACACAAGCAAGCAAUUUAACUGAGGUGGACUCCAAAGUCUUGGAAAUUCUUUGUCAGGAAAAUGAAUGCAAUACAGAUGAAGUGAAAAACAUUUAUUUGAAAAGCUUUCUUCCUUUUCUGGACAAAAUUAAAAUAUCUUCCUGUACUGAAUUUCCUGAGCUUGAUACACUUUCAAGACAAUAUGAGGAGCUUUAUCAUCGCAACAAAGAUUUUGAUGGAAGACUAUUUCUUGAGUGUGACAAAACUCUGCAGAUGGACCCAGAAGACAGAUGCGAAGAAAGAACUCCAAAGAUGCCUCAAACUGAAGAUGGUCAUACAGUACAUCCUCCGCAGACUCCUGUUAGAGCUGCUAUGAACACCAUCCAGCAGUUACAGAUGAUUUUAAAUACAGCUGAUGACAAACCUUCAGAAUCUCUUAAAGCAUAUUUUAACAAUUGUACAAUAAACCCCACCACCAACAUUACUAAAAGAGUGGAGAAUUUGGGUCAAAAGUUUCAGGAGAAAUUUGCUCGGGCUGUGGGAGAAGGAUGGGCUGAGAUUGGAUCACAGAGAUAUAAUCUUGGUGUACGGUUGUACUAUAGAGUUAUGGAAUCCAUGUUGAAAUCGGAAGAAAAACGUCUUUCUGUCCAAAAUUUUAGCAAGUUGUUGAAUGAUGCUACUUUUCAUGGAUCCCUUCUAACCUGUGCCGUGGAAGUUGUUAUGACCACAUAUGGUAUGACCUGGAAUGUUUCAUUGAAGAGCAGCAUUCAAACAGAAACUGACCUUUCCUUUCCCUGGAUCCUUCGCGUAUUCAACAUAAAGGCUUAUGAGUUUUAUAAAGUUAUCGAGAGCUUCAUUAAAGCAGAACCAAAUCUAACCCGAGAGAUGAUCAAGCACGUGGAAAGAUGUGAACACAGGAUCAUGGAGUCUAUUGCUUGGCAGUCGGACUCACCUUUGUUUGACAUACUCAAGCAACAAAAAGAACGGGAUGAUCAGCCAGAUCAGCUUGAACCCACCAGUACCCUCAAACAACCACUCCAGCACAGCCACACUGCUGCAGAUCUUUAUCUUUCUCCUGUGCGAUCACCAUGGAAGAAAGGAUCUGGUACAGCAAACACAGUUCCCACACAACAAACAAAAACUGAGACAUCAUCAUCUUGGCAAUCCCAGUCCCAACUUCAACAGAAGUCUCAGAAAUCUACCUCACUCUCUCUCUUCUACAAGAAAGUGUAUCGUCUGGCAUAUCUUCGACUGAACAUGCUAUGCAAUCAUCUUCAUCUACCGUCUGAACAUCCUCAGCUGGAAGCUAUUAUAUGGACGUUGUUUCAGCACACAUUAGCAAAUGAACAUGAACUUAUGAAAGACAGACAUUUAGACCAGAUAAUGAUGUGUUCCAUGUAUGCCAUUUGCAAGGUGAAGAACAUAGACCUUAGAUUCAAGACUAUUGUUACUGCCUAUAAGGACUUGCCAAAUACAAAUCAAGAGACCUUCAAACAUGUACUGAUUAAAGAAGGGCAGUAUGAUUCCAUCAUAGGCUUCUACAACCUGGUAUUCAUACAGAGGCUAAAAACCAAUAUUUUACAGUAUGUUUCAACCCGUCCGCCAACACUCUCCCCAAUACCUCAUGUUCCUCGAAGUUCAUUUGGUUUUCCAACCUCUCCACUACGUGUACCUGGUGGGAACAACAUUUAUGUCUCUCCACUGAAGAGUUCGUAUAAAACUGACGGAUUGCUGUCCCCCACAAAAAUGACCCCAAGAACACGAAUCUUGGUGUCUAUUGGUGAACCAUUUGGGACACCAGAAAAAUUCCAGAAAAUCAACCAGCUGGUCAGUUCCAGCGAUCGACACUUGAAGCGGGCUGGAGACAUUGGAAGUGUGCCAAAGCCACUGAAAAGGCUUCGCUUUGAUAUGGAUGAACAGGAUGAGGCUGAUGGCAGCAAACACUUGUCUGGGGAAUCCAAACUACUACAGCAGAAGAUUGCUGAAAUGACAUCCACAAGAAAUAAGAUACAAGAACAGAAAAUGAAGGAUGGGAGCAGCGACACAAAGAGGGAUGAAAACUGAUAUUUCUUACUUCAUGUGAUUCAGGAUGAUGUUCACACUGCAUCCGCGGCAGCAGAAUCUUCAUCGUUUUUGGUCUUGACUGAUUUUUUUCACCCUCCCACUCUCUGAUUUUGUUUUAGCCAAGGGAGUAUUUCCUUUAAGAAACUCCAGUUAGAAAUGUUCUUAAGUUAUUUUAGAGAAUUGUUUCUCUUAACAUGAUGCCUUAAGGGUCAUAUUUCUUGUGUGUGUGUGUGUGUGAAGAGUAAUAAAAUGUAUAAGUAACAGAGCAGGACUGAUGAAAGAAACUACUAUUAUUUUACCACUGAGCAUUUCAAAAACUAACAUGGGAAUAAUCUGAAUUUUGCAGUAAUGAACAUGGGUAUUCAUCAUACCAGACAUAGAAAAUUAUUUAUCUGGCCCUCUUUAGCCUACAAAUGUACUGAAUCACCAGACCAAAUUACCUGUUUCUUUCUUUGCCAUGUUAAUGCAGUAUAUAUUAUCUUGCUACUUUCUUGCUGCCUUGCAAUAUUUCCCUGAACACAACAUUUCAACCAACAUCUGUCUUUGAUUUGCAUAUUAAGGCAGAAUGUAAUUCUGAUAUCUGCUUGAGGACUUGUUCAAAGCGUCAUGUCCCUGCCAUGAUUUAAUCCAUGGAUGAGUUUUGUAAUGCAUGGCUAGGUCUGACCUGUUUCAAAGUGAUCUUUACAUUUCCCAUGCGUAUUGUUAAUCAAGGCAACGUGUCUCAGUCAAUGAAAUGCAAUUCCAUCAACUUUCAUCAUGUUCUUUUUUUUAAAUAAAUUUAUUUGCACACUCCAUGGUUAAAUACAAACAACAUUUACUGUCUCAAUUGCCAUUUAGCUGUAAUAAAGUAGGGGGAGGGGGGGGGCUUUCAUUUGUUCAAAAUGGCCACUUUAUUUCCAGUAACCAUUUUACAUCUAGUCAGUUGCACACCUACCAUUUUUGUUUUGGGUCUGUACAAAGCAAUGAAAUAAAGGCGAUUAACUUUAUUCAUGAAUGAAGAAAAUGUGGCCUUAAAGAUGUAGCAUGUACACAGAAUGUGCACUGUUUCAAUUUUAUUGAUGUUUUUAUUUAUGCCUGAUUUUACUUUUUACAAACUAAAACAAGUUUGACUUUAAUUGAAUUACUUCAUCGUUGUUUGUAAAUAUACUUAUCAAAACUUGGUUCUCGUAUUGAGGCAAAUGCUUUAUGUUUGCAAUAUUAAUAAGAAAGAGCUUGGACAAAUGGUGCCAUCUCACAAUAUCAGUGCAUCGUGGAGUACUUUGCAGAUGCAGUACUUUAUAGUAGUAAUGCAGAAAAUGUGACCGCCAAUUUACAAACAGCAGGAUCCGAGAAACACCAGUGAAAUAAAUGACUAUAUCAUCAAUCAGCAGAUGAUGGAUAUCUGAAAGAAGACAGAAAAAGCUGAAAACACUCAGCAUGUCAUGUAGCAUCUAUGGAAGAAUAAACAGAGUUAACUGGGUUCUUUGCCUCAAGUAAACAGUACAUUGACUUCGAAAGCAUAGUGUAUAUACAUCACACAAAAAAUGUGAAGGGGUUCUUAAAUUUAGAUAAACAUAUUACUAAACAAUUAAGUUAUGGUAUCAGAAAAUGCAUGUACUUUUCUCCCAGGAGACAAUAUUUCUAGCAACUUAGAUUGCCUUGUGAUGGCAACAGCUGAGAACUGUUCUUGUUUGCAUCAAAUGAUGAAAAAUUGAGGAAAGAUCAUUGAACAGGUACCCAGUUCUGAAGAAGGAGCUUGCACCUAAAAAUUAACUCUUUCUUUCUCCUGUGGCUCGACAUAGACAAUCUUGUUGACCUUAUUCUUUACUUUCGUGUUUAUAUACUUGUAGAAUCUCUUUGGAUUCUCCUUUACCUUAUUUGUCAAAGCUAUGUCAUGUCCUCGUUUUACUCUCCUGAUUUCCCUCUUAAGUGUACUCCUGUUCUACACAUACUGACACCAGCUGCCUAUAACUGACAUUUGCCUCCUUUUUCUUGAACAGUUCCUCAUUAUCAUCCAGGGUUCCUAUUCCUGCCAGCCUUGCCUUUCACUUUAACAUGGUGCCCCUGAACUAUUCCUAUCUCAUGUUUUAAAACUUCCCACUUUCCAGAUGUCUCUUUGCCUGCACGCAGCCUUCUCCACUCGAUAUUUGAAAGUUCCUGCCUAAGAUGUUCAAAAUUGGCCCUGCCAAAAUUGAGGAUUUCAGUUUUUGGACCAAUCCUAUCCUUUCCCAUUACUAUUUUCCAUUACUAUACCAAAGUGCUCGCUCACUAACAUUUCAAGCACCUGCCCUGCCCUGCCCUGCCUUAUUUCCCAAGAGAAGGUUGCGUUUUGCCCCUUCUCUAGUAGGGCUAUCUACAUAUUGAUUGAUAACAUUUUCCUGAACACGCUAAGCAAAAUCCCUCCCCAUCCAAUCUCUUAGCACUACGAUAGUCCCAGUUGAUAUUUGGAAAGUUAAGAUCCCCCCAUGACAACAGUCCUAUUAUUCUUGCAACUGUCUGCAAGAUCUCCCUACAUAUUUCUCCCAUUCUACGAGAUUUUGGUAUUUUAUCCAUCCCCUUCCUACAAUCGCCACACCUUAAAAAGACCUUGAUUUUUUUUUUGUAGUUCUGACAAAGGGUAGUUGACGAAUUAUUGUUUCUCUUUCCACCAAUGACUUGCUGAGUGUUUCUUGCAUGUUCUUUCUUUCAAAUUAAAUAACCAGAUUGUUUAUUUGGAUGGAGGAUAAUUGCUGGCAAGGACUAAGGAAACUCCUUUAUCAUCUUUAAAUACUGCUACAAGAUAUUUUGCAUUCAUCAGUGAGGCUAACCCAUCAGUUGAAUAUUUCACCCAGACGACAAAUUAUCUGACAGAACCUCCUCCUCUGCACUUCAUAUUGUGUGUUCGUAUCUAUGGAGUUUGAACCUGUAGAAUGAAGAUUUCUGCAGUUUGAACCUUGAGAGACAAAGUGCUUGCACUGGGUUAAGGCUAAUAUCUAUAAAAGUAUGACAAAGUGCACUAUUGUUUUAUAUUUGUGCAUUUAAACAGUAUUGGAAUUUUGAACUAAUGCACUAUUUAACUUUGUAGUGAUUACCAAUAUAUGUAACUGCAUUAUGUACACUACGGCAUGAAUAUGAAGCCACACUAUUCCACACUGGCUUAUAUACCUCAAGUAUACGGAACAUAACCUUCAGAACUGGGAUGGCGACUACUACACCAAAAUGUUGUAGGUUUCUUGUUUUGAUGAAGAUAUUGCAAAGUAAUCUAUGCCAUGGUAAAAAUAGAUACUUGUACCUUUCUGGAAAUAGUUUUCCGUAGUGAUUCUGUUUGCGUUUUGAUGUAACAGCUAACUGAGAACUUAAUGUUCCUGUCUAUAAUGGCAUAACAAGUUCUAUACCAUGAGUAUGAGUAGUAAUCUUAAAUAAUUGUCAUCUUUUUCCAUCUCUGGGCAGAUGGCAUAGUUUGAAUAUCUAUGAUUAAUAGCACACAGAAGUCUGUACUCAUUUUUGUGCAGCAAGAUAUCUCUUUGUACUGCACAUUAUGGACGAAGGUACCGUUUUUAUAAAUAUAAUAAAAUGUCUGAGAUUUUUUAAAUAAAGAUAUGGCAGUA